This is a messenger RNA of Drosophila obscura, 829 nucleotides long. RefSeq lists its product as uncharacterized. The record is from RefSeq and is a predicted model, not a curated record. The transcript is spliced from 2 exons. NCBI's taxonomy places the organism in Eukaryota, Metazoa, Arthropoda, Insecta, Diptera, Drosophilidae. Bases 55 to 411 code for a protein of 118 amino acids.
CUGAAAUUGAGACAGCACCAAAAACAUUGAACGGCUUGCUCAUUCAAUUCAUACAUGCAAGUGACAUCGUUUGGAGCAACAGAUGUAUUUGAUCGAUUUCACGGAAUUUCAAGUCUGCGUUUAUGUGCGCUUUGUAUGUGUUUGACAACAGAGGCGAAUAUGGAACCACCCAACGAUUGUCUACCUCAAUAUCUCCAAUUCGAAUGUGUAAAGUUGCCGAAGUCCCGCCAUCUUCAGUUGAACGUCUACCUUACAAAGGAUAUCCAUCGUCUCCUGUUGGCUGCUCGAGAAUAUCGCUUGGAACAUUUACCAUCUACCAUGCAUGGUGAACUCGGAUUGAGUGUACUGCAUGGUCUAUGGAUCAUGUCCUUGAUGACAGCGCAUGCUAAAAUUAUCAACAUUAUGUCGUGAAAUCUCACCGCAUCAUAUGUGCGUAUGUGCCAAUCCUCUCUGCCAUUCAACUGAAUACAGUACCGCACAGAUUUAAAAACUCCAUGCUUCACAAUAAUUUUACAUCAGUGACAUCAGCUACACGGGCUGUGAUGUCAUGCCUAUCCGCGGCCGAUUGUCCAAAAAAUAACAGCUGCACUAUCUCGGUCCAAGCUGGAUUACUUGUGAAGGUGAUGAAUAAGUCUGGACGGCCGUAAUAACGAACAUAUGAACAUGGUAUUUUGAGCAUAUUCCCGCAUGUGACGUGAACUACCUAUGUAUGAAUAUGGAAAAAUUGUAAGCUUUCCAAAAAAGUCGAAAAUUAUGGCAUUAAUGUAAUUUUUUUGGGUUAAAUAUUUUAUUGCGGUUUUCAUUUUUUGAUUCCUUAAUAAAAAGAUAG